AUGGGAUAUGAAGGAUUUGGUCUAGAUCACAUUAACCCACCACCUCAUAAAAAUGCACCAUUUAAAUCAUUAACGCAAGAACAACAAGCAGAAAGAAGUGCAGAACUAAUGGUAGACUUCAUGACUUCAUGUCCUGGUAAAACUAUAAUCAGUGGAGUUACUGGGUUUGCACUAGGUGGUAUCAUGGGUUUAUUCUUAUCAUCAAUGGCUUAUGAUACACCAUUACAUACUCCAUCACCAACAACUUCUAUUGCCGGUAUUAAUGGACAAGCUAUGGUUAAACAAUUCGCUGAUUUACCAAUGAAACAACAAAUUAGAUUACAAUUCUCUGAUAUGGGUAAAAAAUCAUAUUCAAGUGCUAAAAAUUUUGGUUAUAUUGGUAUGAUUUAUUCAGGUGUGGAAUGUACUGUAGAAUCAAUUAGGGCCAAAAAUGAUAUCUUCAAUGGGUUGACCGCGGGGUGUCUUACUGGUGGUGGGUUGGCUUAUAAGAAUGGUCCUCAAGCUGCAUUGGUUGGGUGCGCUGGGUUUGCUGCAUUUUCAUUAGCCAUUGAUCUUUAUAUGAAAAGUGAAGAUGGGAAACCUCCAAAGAACGAUUUUAAUGAGUGA
Naumovozyma dairenensis CBS 421 is the source of this 606-nucleotide messenger RNA. RefSeq names its product mitochondrial import inner membrane translocase subunit TIM22. The record is from RefSeq and is a predicted model, not a curated record. Gene Ontology annotation, molecular function: transmembrane protein transporter activity. Gene Ontology annotation, biological process: protein insertion into mitochondrial inner membrane. Bases 1 to 606 code for a protein of 201 amino acids. Gene Ontology annotation, cellular component: TIM22 mitochondrial import inner membrane insertion complex. NCBI's taxonomy places the organism in Eukaryota, Fungi, Ascomycota, Saccharomycetes, Saccharomycetales, Saccharomycetaceae. The transcript has a single exon.